AUGGAAAAAGCUAACCGGAAAACACAUGGGAGUACUGAUUCCGGCGCCGAAGACACCACCACCGGAAAACGAGCUAAAAUGCAAAAUGACGAUGAAGAAGAAGAAGAAGAAGGCGAUAUGAUGGCUUGGUUAAGCUUGGACGACGAGAAAAUGACUGAGCUUUCCAAGGUACUGGACCCUGAUACUGCGUCGUUUCAGCAGUCGUUCAGGGUGAGGUUCAUUGAAAACCCGUACACCCCGCCGGUGAUCGUACAGUCCUCGUCGGGUUAUAUUACUAUAAACGGCAACGAGGAGUCAUGUGGCUCGUCAUUUUCCGACUUGGACUCGUCGGCCAUGGCGAGUGUUGAUAGGGGGAGCUUAAAUGGGAUUUUAUUCGAGGCGAUUAAAGGAAAAGCUGUCGCGUGGGGUUCAGACGCCGAUGAGGCAGGCGGAUGGAUGGAAGAAAAUGGUGAUGACGUGGCGUCGUGGAGUUGGGGUAAACAAAUGGACGAUGAGGCUAACUGCGGUAAAUUUCUGGGGGAAGACUUGUUUGGAAAUUGGGACACUGUAGAAAAUUGGUGA
Molecule: messenger RNA, 561 nt
Organism: Nicotiana tabacum (common tobacco)
Lineage: Eukaryota; Viridiplantae; Streptophyta; Magnoliopsida; Solanales; Solanaceae
Source: RefSeq, a predicted model, not a curated record